Molecule: messenger RNA, 2189 nt
Organism: Scomber scombrus (Atlantic mackerel)
Lineage: Eukaryota; Metazoa; Chordata; Actinopteri; Scombriformes; Scombridae
Gene: src
Product: v-src avian sarcoma (Schmidt-Ruppin A-2) viral oncogene homolog
Exons: 12
Coding region: 361-1974 (537 amino acids)
Biological process (GO): negative regulation of intrinsic apoptotic signaling pathway; innate immune response; negative regulation of extrinsic apoptotic signaling pathway
Cellular component (GO): extrinsic component of cytoplasmic side of plasma membrane
Molecular function (GO): non-membrane spanning protein tyrosine kinase activity; growth factor receptor binding; ATP binding
Source: RefSeq, a predicted model, not a curated record
UUGUGUUUAUGCUUUAUUUUAGCAGAUUUUAGCGUCUGUGAUUGAGAGAGAAAAACAUGUCUUCUUUGCUUUCGGAGGCUUUCCCCGUCAUGACCUCACCGGGCCCCUCGGCUUGAAUGGGAUCCCUCAUCUCUCGAUCUGGCACCGACUGUCUCUACUGCUGCUGCUGCUGCUGCUGCUGUCCCUCCAAGCCCUGAUUUUACUAUUUUCUUCUUUUUUUUUAAAGGAUCUGUGAGCUUCCUUCUUGGUCUCUCUCUUAAAUCAGUCCAUUAAUGGUUUGAUGCGAAAUCAGCCUGUCUGAUCGGGGCAGAAGAGAGACGAAGCCAAAUCUCCAGUAGCCUGCGAGUCAGGUCCUUGGUAAUGGGGGGAUCCAAGAGUAAGCCCAAGGAUGCAGGCCAGCGAACCCGCAGCCUCGAUUGCAACCUCAGCUCUGGAGGAGGGGUGGGCGGCCACCAUCUCAACUCCACUCAUCAGUCUUUAACACCCAAUCGGAGCCCUACUAUAGAUGGAGGUCUCGGUGGCAAUCAGUCAGGGGGCAAUAAUGCAGAGCUGGCUUUGUUUGGAGGUGUGGACAAUAAUAGUGUCACCUCUCCAAACAGAAUCACACUAGCAGGAGGCGUGACAACCUUCGUGGCAUUGUAUGACUAUGAGUCUCGAACAGCCUCAGAUCUGUCUUUCAGGAAGGGCGAACGCCUCCAAAUAGUCAACAACACAGAGGGGGACUGGUGGCUGGCGCGCUCCCUGACCACCGGAGAGAGCGGUUACAUCCCCAGCAAUUAUGUGGCUCCAUCCGACUCCAUCCAGGCAGAAGAGUGGUACUUUGGCAAAAUCACACGCCGCGACUCUGAAAGGCUGCUGCUGAGUUUGGAGAACAGGAGAGGGACUUUCCUGGUGAGAGAGAGUGAGACCACCAAAGGUGCCUACUGUCUGUCAGUUUUGGACUAUGACAACACCAAAGGGCUGAAUGUGAAGCACUACAAGAUCAGGAAGCUGGACAGCGGAGGCUUCUACAUCACGUCACGCACGCAGUUCAGCACCCUGCAGCAGCUCGUCAACCACUAUCGCAAGCAUGCUGAUGGGCUGUGUCACAGUCUAACAGAGAUCUGUCCCGUGCUGAAGCCUCAGACUCAGGGCUUAGCCAAGGAUGCUUGGGAGAUCCCCAGAGAGUCUCUCCGUCUUGACCUCAAGCUUGGACAAGGAUGCUUUGGAGAGGUCUGGAUGGGAACAUGGAACGGUACAACACGGGUAGCAAUCAAGACUCUGAAGCCCGGCACCAUGUCCCCCGAGGCCUUCCUCCAGGAGGCUCAGGUCAUGAAGAAACUCAGACAUGAAAAGCUGGUUCAGCUCUACGCUGUGGUGUCUGAGGAGCCGAUCUACAUCGUCACUGAGUACAUGGGGCAAGGGAGUUUAUUGGACUUCCUGAAAGGGGACAUGGGUAAGAUGCUCCGCCUCCCUCAGCUGGUGGAUAUGGCCUCUCAGAUUGCUUCAGGGAUGGCUUAUGUGGAGAGGAUGAACUAUGUGCACAGAGACCUGAGAGCUGCUAACAUCCUGGUGGGAGAUAACCUGGUUUGCAAAGUGGCUGAUUUUGGUCUGGCUCGCCUCAUUGAGGAUAAUGAAUAUACUGCCAGGCAAGGAGCCAAGUUUCCCAUCAAGUGGACGGCUCCUGAAGCUGCUCUGUACGGACGCUUCACCAUUAAAUCUGAUGUCUGGUCAUUUGGGAUCCUGCUGACUGAACUGGCCACCAAAGGCCGAGUGCCGUAUCCGGGUAUGGUGAACCGGGAAGUGCUAGACCAAGUGGAGCGUGGCUACAGGAUGCCGUGCCCUGCAGAGUGCCCCGAAUCGAUGCACGAGCUGAUGCUGACCUGCUGGAGAAAAGAACCAGAGGAGAGGCCCACCUUCGAGUAUCUGCAGGGCUUCCUGGAGGAUUACUUCACCUCCACAGAGCCUCAGUACCAGCCAGGAGAGAACCUGUAACUUGGCUGAACAUGAAUAUGUGCAUGCGUUAUGCAUGUGCAAAAACUGAGCAUGUGCUUCUGUUUUAGAGUGCAUGGACCGGUAUGUGUGUGUACAGUCAAACGGGGCAGAAAGCCGACAACGUUCUGAGUACAAUCAGUAACUUUUCUGGCAUCAAGGAGUGUCAGCAGGACUUCAAACCAAUCAACAACGCUCAGUAGCUGCCUCUCUCCAAA